Molecule: messenger RNA, 1837 nt
Organism: Molossus molossus (Pallas's mastiff bat)
Lineage: Eukaryota; Metazoa; Chordata; Mammalia; Chiroptera; Molossidae
Gene: NCR1
Product: natural cytotoxicity triggering receptor 1
Exons: 9
Coding region: 6-1100 (364 amino acids)
Source: RefSeq, a predicted model, not a curated record
UGGUGAUGGGUGCCGGACCUCACCUACCACAUCCUGUGCAUCUGCCUGGCCUGCUGGGUGCCGUCUCCACCCAGCCGAUCCACAUUCACCCAGUCAGCUCAGCUAUGCCUUCUCCACUCACCGCCCUGCUCUGCCUCGGUCUGUGUCUGAGCCAGAGGGUCAGCGCCCAGAAGCAGAGCCUCUCCAAGCCUGUCAUCUGGGCCAAACCCAAUUUCAUGAUCCCAAACGGAAUGCCGGUAAUGAUCUGGUGCCAGGGAACCGGCACGGCCGUCGAGUACCAACUGUAUUUUGAGAAACAACUUUCUGACUGGAAGAAACCGGACCCACCUGGGCAGAUGAGCAAAGUAAACUUCUUCAUCCAGACCAUGAGCUUACAGACUGCAGGGCAGUACCGGUGCCUCUACCGAAUUGGGGAGCACUGGUCAGAGCCAAGUGACCCCCUGGAACUGGUGGUAACAGGGAUGUAUGACACACCUACCCUCAGGAUUCACCCUGGGCCUGAGGUGAUCCCAGGGGAAAACGUGACUUUCUACUGCGAUCUGGAGACAGCCACAAAGACGUUCUUUCUGCUCAAGGAGGGACCAUCCAACCACCCACAGCACAGAUCUGGGAAAACGCCGGCCGAGUUCCUCAUGGGCCCUGUGACGACAGCGCACAGAGGGACAUACAUUUGUUUCGGUUCUUAUAGCAACUGUGUAUGGUCUUUCCCCAGUGAGCCUGUGACGCUCCUGGUCACAGGAGCUGCCGGGGUCGCCAACCCUGCACCCACAGAACAGCCCUCUUCUUCUGAUACCCUUGCCCUCGCGACACCUGUAUUCUGGCAGGAGAAGACAGACCAUGAAUCAAGGUCAAGAUACAUAGAUCAAUUAGACUCUUGGAAGCCCCACAUGUUGACCACCAAGAGGGGUUUCCAUAAAGAUCUCGCCUUGUGGGAUCACACCUCCGAGAACCUCUUUCGGAUGGGUCUGGCUUUCCUGGUCCUGGUGGCCCUCGUGUGCCUCCUGGCCGAAGACAGACUUUCUAGGAAGAAGACGGAAGAGCAAGUGAACCGGGCUUCCGGUCAAGAACGCAGGAUGGCGUUCAGAACCCUGAAUGGGUGACCAAGAGAUCUGGUGGCCGUAGGUUGAUGCUACAAUAUCCUGGUCUCGUGGGCAUUAGAAAAGGUGAUGUGCAAAAAAUGAUACAGCAUCUCCGUUCCUGACCUCAGCCCAACCUCUCUGCCUUCUGCAUUUAUCCCAAGUUUUUGCAUAUUCCCAUCGACAACAGUAAGACCAGAUAACCAUUCUGCCUUCCCUGUCUUUUCUUCAUCCCAUUUCAUUCAAUACAUCUCUUCAGAGUUGGUAGGGGGAGAGGACCCAAUUCUAUCUCCAUUGCACCCUGAGUUUCUAGAGCAAGAUACCUGUCUUCUAUUUCCACCUUCCAUUUGCCAAAGGAGGGGGGGCGGUAGCUCCUUCUUGGCCAUGUUAAGAGGACCUGAUGUCCCCUUAGGGAUCUACCAACUUCCCACAGUUAUUACCUCACCACCACUACCACCACCACCGAGAACAAAGUUUCCCAACUCUGAGUUAGAAGUAAAAGCUACAGCCUCAGGACAUGGCGACAAUUCUGCAGGGAGGAUGUCCGUCUCUCCAGUCUUACUGGGCCAUGGCUGAGGCACCCAGUUUCCCUGAGCCAUUACCCACACCUGCAGCGUUUGCUUUGCCCCCUCGUGUCUCUUCAACCACUGGAAACUGGUUUCUCACCCACCCUUCCUCCGAAGCUGUUUUCGUGACAGCGCUAGUGCGUUUCCUAGAAUUUGCAAUGGACCUUCUGAACCUUUUAUCUUGGUGCCCCUGUC